GGGCAAAGGCGGCCAGUUCCGGGCGGCCGCCGUGAGGGGUGAAAGGCGGCCGCGAUGGCGGGCGCUGAGGCGGCGGCGCUGGACGCCCUGAAGCGGGGCGGCCCGGGAGCUGCCGAGGCGCUCUUCGAGACCUACACGACGGCGGAGCUGAGAGCCGUGGAGCGGCAGCUGCGGGCGGGCAUCGAGGGGAAGCGGGAGGAGCUGCGGCAGAUGGUGGGCGAGCGCUACCGGGACCUCAUCGAGGCGGCCGACACCAUCGCCGAGAUGCGCCUCAGCGCCCAGCACCUCCUGGAGGCAGUGCAGGACCUGCAGCAGCGCCGGGCCCGGGGUCGCUCCGGGGCUCCCGCUCACCCUCCGGCCCAACGCGCCGCGGGCAGGCCGGCGCCCGAGUCGCAGGAGAGGUUCUACUGCUUGGCAGCGCAGAUUCAGCUGCUGCUGCAGAUUCCUGAGAAAAUAUGGAGCGCUAUGGAAUCCUCUCAGUAUCUGUACGCUGCACAGUUGUACCUGCUGUGCUGCCACCUCCAUGGCCUUCUGCAGUUGGAUACUUCUGGUACUCGCUACAGUCCAAUUCUGGCACGUUUCCCGAUCCUUGCACGGCAAGUGGCAGCAGCCACCCAUUUUCGCUCCACUAUCCUACAGGAGAGCAAAUCACUACUGAAAUGCCAGACUGUUUUGGACCAAGCAGUAGCAGAGGCCUUGUGCUCAGCCAUGCUUCUUGAGGACAGUUCUCCACGGCAGGCUCUUGCAGACUUCCUGUUGGCCAGGAAAUCUGCCGUUCAGCAGCUCCUGAAUCAGCCUCAUCAUGAUGCUGGCAUUAAAGUACAAAUUUGCUCCUUGAUGGAUCUUCUUGCCACAACUUUAUAUCAAGCUCAUGCUCUCUUCUAUACCCCACCGGAGGGAACACCUGCAGACCCGUCCCUUCCCUGUGGAUUGCUGUUCUCAACACUGGAGACCAUCACAAACCCUCACCCAGCAGGUAAAGGCAUCACAGUUUUGAAUGAAGAAACCAGGCUGAGCAGCUCAUUCAAAUACCUGCCGUCUUCCAUCACAGAAUUCCAGCCAACACUCAGAACUUUGGCCCAUCCCAUUAGCCAGGAUUACCUGAAAGAUACACUUCAGCAAUGGAUCAACAUGUGCAAGGAAGAUAUUAGGUCUGGCAUCACAAACCUGCUAGUGUAUGUGAAGAGCCUUAAAGGGCUGGCUGGGAUCCGUGAUGCCGUGUGGGAGCUGCUCACCAGUGAGUCGAUAAGUCAGAAUUGGGAGAUGAUAUGUGGCCGGUUGCUUGACAAGCCCAUCUCUUUCUGGGACGAUCUUUUACAGCAGCUCUUCUUGGACAGAUUGCAGACUUUGACAAAGGAAGGAUUUGAUGACAUCUCCAGCAACUCCAGAGAGCUACUUGUUUUGGCCAUACAGGAGCUGGAAGCAAAAUUUGACCCCUCUGCCCAUAAUAAGAACAUUUUGUUUGAACAUAAUAUGGCUUCUUUCUUAUGGUCAGAGAAUCCUAAUGACUUGCUGCCUGACGCUGCCUGGAUCAGUGUGGCAAACCGCAGUCAGUUCACUAAGAGUGGGCUGUCCAUGAAGGCUCAGGCCCACAGCCCAGGGGUUCAAAGUUUCUGUGCUGCUCUGGAUUCAAAGUUAAAGGCUAAGUUGGAUGACCUUCUAUCCUACUUACCUUCAGACUCAUCUUUAGCUAAGGACAGUACCCCUGCCCACUUCAGGAACUCUGCCUUUGAUAGAUUUGCUGAUGCUGGCACAGUAGAGGAGCUUUUGCGCAGCCACUGCAUCCGUUGUGUGAACUGUGUGCUAGUCUGUGUUAGAGAGGAACUGCAGCGUGCUCAGGAUGUGCUCCAAGGAUGCACGGAUGCUUUGCACAACCCCAAAAUCAACACUGUUCUCUUCAUGGCACGGCUCUGCAGGUCACUGGGGGAGUUGUGCCCACACUUGAAGCAGUGCAUUCUGGGAAAAUCAGGUUGUCUAGAGAAUGUGACAAGAGAGCCUUGGUCUUUGAAAAAAGUGGGGAAAGGGAAAAUUCAGGAGAAGAACCCUGUCAAGGCUAAAUGGCAAGAAUUAAAAGAACAGCUGCUGCAGGAGAGCCUGGCUGCCUAUCGGAUUUGGAGCACAGCUGUUGCUAAAGUCCUCGUUCAUAAUUUCACAGAGUCAUUGCUGAAGGAUGAAGCUGGGUCCAUUCUAGCAACAGCCACUAACUGGGAGGAAAUUGAAAUUGAAGAAGAAUCUGAGACUGGAAGCAGUGUGAAGUCAAAGAUACGGCUACCUGUCCAGCCAUCCUGGUGCGUCCAGUUCCUCCUCUUCGGUUUGUGCCAAGAAGUCAAUCGAGUUGGAGGCCAAACCCUUCCCAAGGUCACCUUGCAAGAACUGCUGAAGACUUGUAUGACUGAAGUACUAGCUGGUUAUGAAAAAUUCUCAGACAGGAAACAUGACAAGAAAGAAGGGAAGCUACCAAUCACUCAGAACAGAGCUUUGCAACUUCUGUAUGAUCUUCGGUAUCUAAAUAUAAUCUUAACAACCAAGAGCGAAGAUAUGAAAAGCAGCAGAAACAAGCAAGACUCCAGGAUUGAGAAACAGGCAGACUUUUUGGAGAGUUAUAUUGAUCCCUUCGAUCUGGAUGUCUUUACUCCACACCUGAAUAGCAACCUCAAUCGGCUGGUGCAACGAACCUCUGUCCUGUUUGGCUUAUUAACAGGGGCAGAGAAUCAGUACGGCAGCCGAAGCAGUGCUCUGACCUCUCAAGAACAACAUAACAUCCUACCUCUGACAUCUAGUCAGAUCAGAUUUGGACUCUUGCCACUCAGUAUGUCAAGCUCUCGCAAGACAAAAUCAUCUUUGCGAAGUACUGAACAUACAGCUCAGGCUCCAGCCCCAACUUUUAUGAGAGGAGAUGAAGCAUUCCGCCCUGGAUCCCUGUUCAGACAACUUGCAGCAGAGGAGGAAGACACAGCAGCACCAUCGUUGUUUAAACUUGGCUGGCUCUCAAGCAUGACUAAAUGAUCUAAUAAAAAGUGAACAAGUAUAUUUGGGGCACUUCAGAAACAAAAAGCUUCCAGGGAUCAUGUUUCAUUAUCCCAAGUUUAGUUUUAAGCACCAAAUUAGUACCGGGUGAUUAUUUCAAGAUACAGACCUCACUGUUUAGGGACCAUGAAUUUAACAGAACAUGUAAAUAGCUUGUAUGUAUUCAGAAAAAGUCAAUCCAAUUCGAUAUAUGGACUACUGAAUACAGUAAGGUUUACACUCAUAACUUCAAUAAAACCCUUUCCAAUUCUA
This is a messenger RNA of Pogona vitticeps (central bearded dragon), 3279 nucleotides long. RefSeq names its product component of oligomeric golgi complex 1 (gene COG1). Gene Ontology annotation, cellular component: Golgi apparatus; COG complex. The record is from RefSeq and is a predicted model, not a curated record. Lineage: Eukaryota; Metazoa; Chordata; Lepidosauria; Squamata; Agamidae. Gene Ontology annotation, biological process: intra-Golgi vesicle-mediated transport.